Serendipita indica DSM 11827 is the source of this 3090-nucleotide messenger RNA. The record is from the annotation of a GenBank genome assembly. Lineage: Eukaryota; Fungi; Basidiomycota; Agaricomycetes; Sebacinales; Serendipitaceae.
AUGCCGCCGUUGUUGUCUAUAACGGCCAUUUUAUUUGUUUUAUGCGUCUUUUCACACACAGUAUUCUCGGAAGAUGUCUUUGAACCUGCUCUCAAUCAUUCCUCAAUCUGUGCCUUACCGCCAUCUCCCCUUCUGACUUUCAACCCAGUCGCAUUGAACCCCACAUGCUCGCUUUCCUCCAGACCAGCAGAUCCAGCUCCAGAAUUUCUGUCUUUCGAGGAGUGGAAGGCCAAACAGCUCGCCGUUCAGGAGAGUGCGAACGGUAAAGACAAGGAUAGCCACGCGCCCACGACAAAGUCAAACACUGGCAAUAAACAAGACAAUAAAAAUCAAGAAGAAGAGGUGGCCUCGACCUCGAACGGACACAAGGAUGCCGACGUGGCUCGGGAUGUCGUAGCCAGCGUGGAGGCCAACGAUACCGAACACGCUACUCCAUCGCCGUCUGCACCCAAAUACCAUAUCCCAUUAAUAGACCGGUUCAACUAUGCGUCAAACGAGUGUAACGCACGUAUCCACUCGUCUCACAAGUCGGCAAAGUCGAGCUCGUCAAUCCUCUCACGGAAAAAGGACCGGUACAUGCUCUCGCCAUGCCAGCUUAACAAGGAAAAGCAUUUCGUGGUUGUGGAGCUUUGCGAGGAUAUUCGCAUCGACACGGUUCAAUUGGCCAACUUUGAAUUCUUCUCCGGCGUUUUCAAAGACAUUCGCGUCAGCGCCGCCGAGACAUAUACAAGCGAUGGAAAGGGUUGGACAGUAGUAGGAGAGUACACGGCGAAGAAUAUCCGAGGUAUCCAGUCUUUUCACCCGCAAAAGGAACUCCUCCGCUUUUACAGAUAUCUACGCGUAGAAUUUCUCAGCUACUACGGCAAAGAGUACUUUUGCCCAGUCUCCCUAUUGCGCGUCUACGGCCUUACCCAGAUGGAGGAGUGGAAGUCGGAUCUCUGGAAGGCGGAAUGGGAAGCUUCGCAAGCGGCAUCCAUCGACGCUGUGACAAAGGAACCAGAGGAUACUGUCAUCAUCCUUGGGGCUGGGUCACUCUCCGCGUCUGCCUCCUCUGGAUAUCAUAUUCCUUCCACAGAUUCGGCGCCUUCUACCACCAGUGAGAGCAGUCAAACGUCUCAGGAAUCAAAGGAUCCACCACAAAGGGUAGAAUCCGCUUCUUCAGAGAACAAAACGGCAGGGUCUCGAGCCAUAACGGAAAGCCUGCACGAGAUCCCUUCGACCUCCCAUCCUAUUCCUGCCACUGGAGGGACUCUGCAAAGCCAACCAACAGAGUCAAGAGAAACUUCGGAGAGUCAAGAGACUAGUUUGCGGCAGACGCAAAGUUCAGAUGGUCAUCAUGUUGUCGAGGAGGUACCGACUUCAUCAGACGAAAAGGUGUCUUCGACCCCGCCGCCAACUACCUCGACUCCUGCAACCAGUGCGGAAAAUGGAUACAAUGAACCGACCACCUCCGUCGUCACGCGGACCGUCUCGACGACGAUUAUCUUGUCGGCCGCGACACCUUCAUCCUCCACUGCUAUUCCAAACGGCGAGUCCGUCUACCGGAUGAUCAUGAACCGUAUUAGCAGCCUAGAAGCAAACCAGACUUUGUAUGCGCGAUAUGUCGAGGAACAAGGGCGAUCCGUCAAUAUUCGGCUUGAACUCAUCGAAGAGGACAUUGGACGUCUAGGCGCAGUGAUGACGUCUCAACAACAGCGUAUCAAGAAGAUGUUUGAGCGACAUCGCAUUGAUACGGAACGUGCUCAUAAUCAGUUGGCGGCGCAGGUGGAGCACUUGGCACACGAGGUCUUGAUGGAGAAAAGACUGGGAAUUUUACAAUUGGUCCUCCUGCUCACCGUCUUAGUAUUCAUGGCGCUUACGCGUGGCUCCCGUGGUGAGCCGAUCCGCUUACGAAAGGCGGGUCUAGUAUGGCACAAGAAUCUGCGGAAUAGCGCAGACUGGGUCACGGGAUGGAGAGGCAGCGCUAGUCGAUUGCCAAGUCCCGAUGGCGAGCAUGUCGAUUCGCAGCCUAAUGAUGCCAUCGAAGUUGCAUUCAACUUGGAAGACUCCCCCAUGCGCCGGCUGCAGGAUCCCCCGCGGAGACCUAGGAGGUCUUCCUCUCAGCGCUCGGCACGAUACGAUGAUGUAUUCCAGACUCCUCCGCGCAAGUCACGAACCGUUAUUCGAUCCCGACAAAACUCGACUCACAGCCGGAAUCAUACACCACUUGGAGCGUUCCGACGAUCCUCGAACAAUAAUAUGAGGGCAACAGACUCGGCGACAGAAAUGCCGUCUGCAUCAAAGCGUGCACCUCUCGGGGUGAUCGAUAGGAACGGCCAGGAAGACCCAAAGCAGCCAUAUCACAAGGAGACAUGGAGAGCUUCUGGCCGCUCAGUCUCUCUUUCUGGUGCCAAUCCCGUAGGUCUUGGGCUUGGAGUAGGCGGAAGUACUGGCAACCUACCUGACUCUCGCAAUCAUGGCUCGAUGCGUCGGUUAGCCAAAACGGCACAUCUCCACGAAGUCAAGAACGCCACCCAACGGAGUCGAGGGAACACAGUCGACGAACUCCGCCCGCCUCUCGUGGUAUCGGUUCUGAGUCCUAUGACGGAAGCCUCCACUCCCGGCUUUACUCCAAACCCUCAGACCCUGUCUCAUGAAGAUAAGAGUGGGCCUACAAGGAUCACUGGGUUUGAGAGUUCAGAGUUGCGAGGGGUUGGUGGUCCACCAGCGGCGCGGUCGGAAGGCGUGUUGUCCGACUUGUUCAGUAUCCCAACUUCUUCAAGUUUGGUUUCCCCUCAAGCGAUACCGUUUCCCAGCCCUGGGAACCGGGGGCUCUCGGAGGGUGAACAAGACCGCGAGGACGAUGAUGUCUGGGUGGACGACGAGCAACCAGGGGAUGGAGAUCCAGAUGAACGGGAGAUUGUACAGCGCAGUCCCCGAACGAAACGAUCGAGAUUCAGCUUUGGAAGUCCGCGCAAGCCGUUUGUAUUCUCAUCGUCCCCACCCGCGGGGACUGAGAGAGGCUCAGGGAUGAUGGGUGGUGGAGGGAGAGGAAGGUUCAGAUUCUCGAAACGAAGUGAUGUAAGUAUGGGCUCGAUUCCGCGUGGAUAA